UUCAAUUUCACGUUGUGUGAUUUUCAAUUUGAAGAAAUUGCAUCUGACAGUACUGUUGCCAAAAUGUAUAAAGUCACUGGCUUUACUAACACCCGAUUCUAUGUUACUACUUAUAGGAAACAGAAAGAGGCUACAGUAGUAUCUAACUCUAGCACAUCAUCUCAAGAACCGGUGGAUGAUGAUGUUACGAGAAAUACGUUUUUCGUAGAAGAAUCCGAGAAAGAAUCUCCUGAGACUAUCACGCCAGAAGCAAGUACAACGCUGGCAUCACAUACAGAAUUCCGAUUGGACCAAUCAUUUUAUACAUCAUCAGAUAGCGAUAACGAAAAAGGAGCUGUUACUGAUCAUAAUCACCUUGAAGUCUUACAAUUCAUUGACACACCCAUUGAAGAUAUCCCGACUGUUAGCUUUGACACCAAUUUUGAUAUUGUCACCACAAACGAGGUACUAGAGGACAUUUUUAAUAUUAGUCAAGACAGUUCACCGGCACUUAUAAUAUUGCACAGGGACAACUUGUUAGAAGAACUAAUCGAGCAAUUUACUCCAUUAUCAAAGCUACAAUCAGAAAUAUAUUUAUCUAAUGGUGAACUAGAAAAAGCUGCGGACAUAGGCGUUUUUCGGGAUGUUUUGUCAGAAUUUUGGGACGAAUUCAUGAAUAAGCUAACGAUGGGAACACAUGCUAGGAUACCUUUUCUGAGACAUGAUUAUGAUGGAAGGAAGUGGAUGGCUGUAGCUAAAAUAUUAGCAAAAGGGCUAUUGGAGGAAAACUAUUUGCCCGUACAAUUAUCAAAAUCCUUCAUCGAGUGCUGCAUCUUUGGCGAAAACAAAUCAAAUACCAUAGAAGAUUUUUCAAAGUAUAUUUCAACCAUGGAUUCAGAAAUAAUUGCAGGUGCGAUGCAAAACUUCCACGAAGUGGACUAUUCGGAACUUCUUGAAUGUCUAGACAGUUUAGACUGCAAAUGGCAACCGAAACAAGAUAAUAUUGGGAAGUUGAUUAAAGACUUGGCACAUAAGGAAAUCAUUCAGAAACCAAUGUUCAUAAUAAGUCAUUGGCGUUUAGUUCUGGGGAAUAUAAUUCCUUUCCAACAAUUGGAAGAAAUCUAUGAGAAUCAAAAAAAUUUUGCUAAAAACGUUUUGAGAAUUCUAGAUUUUGAUGAGAAUAUCAAAGAAGAUGAGAAGAAAAUGGCAGGAUAUCUUAAGAAAUUCAUCAGAGAAGGGGAUGAUAAGCUCACAAAUCAUCAGCUCCAAGCAUACAAAAGUAUUUGCGCAGCUGGCAACGUCUGUGUAUGCCUGGACAGUACUGGUAGUGUUGUGAGGAAACUGAAAGAGCCAAGCUUCAGGAUUCCAAGACAUAUAUUUCUUCACGCUAUCGCGGUUAAUACUACCUCUGGACAAUUUACAGUUGCACAUAUGUUAUCGGAAAUGUCCCACACAGUAGCUUUGGAGACAUGGAUUAAAAUGUGGUUUCGUUCAGGAGCACCAAUUCCAAAUCAAUGUGUAACUGACGAUUCGAGAGCGUUAUUGAAUGCGGUAGUAAGAAGUUUCACAGCUUUACCAUCAAUAGAGGACUAUGCUGAUGCUCUGAAGGAUCAUGAGCAAAUCAAGGUUUACAUUCGAAUAGAUGACGAAGAAUCAUUUUUGGAACUCUGCAGUACAACUGAUGAGGAAUAUAAAAAAACUCAAUUGGAGGAACAAGAAAUCAACGAUGUAGAGGCAAGUAAGAAUAAAAUUACUUCCAACCUGUGGACGAAGUGGGCAGAAUCUUUGAACAACUCGAUGAAUAUAUCGAUAAAGGAACAGGGGGAUCGUGAAAAUGCUCAUUUUGUUGCUGAGCAGAAGCUAGCUUAA
Messenger RNA from Phaedon cochleariae (mustard beetle), 1848 nucleotides. The record is from the annotation of a GenBank genome assembly. NCBI's taxonomy places the organism in Eukaryota, Metazoa, Arthropoda, Insecta, Coleoptera, Chrysomelidae.